GGGCGCCCGGAGCCGGGGGUGGAGAUGCGGCCUCGGGGUGUAACCCGGGGGCGGGCGGCUGGACCCGGACGGCUCUAAAUUGGCCGGAGGGGCUGGUCGGUGGCGAAGUUGCUAGCUCGCGGUUGCAGGAAUUGGCCAACGGCUCGUUUCAACCCUGCCUCGUUGGUGGCCACUGGAGAAGCGCGGGGGGCUCCCCAGACAGCCGUGGGGACAAGUUAGAGCCAGCACUUUACCCCGGGCCUCGCGUGUAGCUUCCCUUCCCCUGCUCUUGGUGCCCUGGUGUCUGGAGGGGGCUGCAGGGGUGUGCCCUCCGUACAUGUCCCACCACCUGGGCAACCCUCUGGGCUUGUGUUCCAUCUCGCUCUUGCUUCCUGCACAGUGGUCGAGGGGAACCACUUUGCAACAUGUCCCGGUAUAGCUACCGAAGUCUCCUGGACUGGCUCUAUGGGGGCGUGGACCCCAGCUUUGCAGGCAAUGGGGGCCCCGACUGUGCUGCCUUCCUCUCUUGGCAGCAGCGGCUGCUGGAAAGUGUGGUGGUCCUGACCCUGGCCCUGUUGGAGAUCCUGGUGGCCCUGCGACACAUCCUGAGGCAGACGAAGGAGGACGGUAGGGGUGGCCGUGGCUGCCAGCCAGAGCAGGUGACCCAGCGGCCAGAGGAAGGCAAGGAGAGCCUGAGCAAGAAUCUGCUCUUAGUAGCCCUGUGCCUGACCUUCGGGGUGGAGGUGGGCUUUAAGUUCGCCACCAAGACCGUCAUCUACCUGCUCAACCCCUGUCACCUGGUCACCAUGAUGCAUAUCUUUCUCCUGGCCUGCCCUCCAUGUCCGGGAGCUAUUGUCGUCUUCAAGCUACAGAUGCACAUGUUGAAUGGUGCUCUUCUGGCCUUGCUGUUCCCUGUGGUAAAUACCCGGCUGCUCCCCUUUGAAUUGGAGAUUUACUACAUUCAACAUGUUAUGCUCUACGUGGUGCCCUUCUACCUGCUUUGGAAAGGAGGUGCUUACACUCCAGAGCCCCUCAGCAGUUUCCGGUGGGCCCUUCUCUCAACUGGCCUCAUGUUCUUUUAUCACUUCAGCAUCUUGCAGAUCCUGGGCCUGGUCACCGAAGUGAAUUUGAACAACAUGCUGUGUCCGGCCAUCUCAGACCCAUUCUACGGCCCCUGGUAUCGCAUCUGGGCCUCGGGACACCAGACUCUCAUGACCAUGACCCACGGGAAGCUGGUCAUCCUGUUCUCAUACAUGGUUGGGCCCUUGUGUAAAUAUCUGCUGGAUUUGCUCCGGCUUCCAGCCAAGAAAAUAGACUGAAGGUGCUUGGGUUUUUUUUGGUGUUUUUUGUUUUGUUUGUUUUUUGUUUUGUUUUUUGAUUUUGUUUUUUGUUUUUUUGUCUCCCUGAGGAAAUAAGUCCUGACUUGACUUGGAGAAUGCCCAGUUCUUAAUGAAAUCAUGGGAGAGGGCAGUAGCGGGUAUUUCUUUAUUUCCUUUUCUCUGUCCCUUUCCACCACAACUCUUCCUUCCCCAGCUCUUCCUCCCAGGACAUUUCCUGGAGCCUGGGGUGUAGUGCUGAGGGCUGGAUUUUUCCUCUUCCACUUUGCUCUUUCUCCCUGCUCCCAGUGGCCUUACAUGGGGAGACAGUAGUCGGUAGCUUUCACUCUGCUUGUUGGGGCUUUAACAAACAGCUGAUUGAGGAGAAAGGGAACAACAAGCAGUAGUUCUUUUGGCAUCAAAGUGAUGAGGCUGGUUGUAUUUCAUUCCUCCACUGCCAGGGACCUCCAGGCUUAUGCUGGGGUCCCCCUUUUGUCUCCAGCAUAGCCCCACUUUAAGGGGACUGAGGCCUUGUUUCUAUACCAGCGGCAAGUGAAGAGCCAAGGGAUUUCCCAGUUCAUAGCCAAAAUAGAACCGGCUAGAUUCUUCCCACUGGUGUCUCAUGACUCAAAGCAAGCAGCCAACCAGCCACUCCUUCCCAGAGGCUGCCUGCGAUGGGAGGUGGGGCACUACUUGGCCCAAGAUUCCAUUGAGGGGCAUAGAGAGCUGCUGCAAUGGCAAAUUAAAAGUGAACAAGAUUAAAAUGUCCACAACUAAUACUAGGCUACAUUCUGCCUGUGAGAGCUAAGAACAGACUCAUAUCCCAAUCAGAAGUAAGCACAGAAAUGAAUGAACAGAAGUGGUAACUUGAGAAAAACAGUGAUUUGAAUCAUAUGCUCCAUUUUAGGUUAAUGUUGCUAUUAGAUGCCAUUUUAAUCUUGAGUACUCCUUAAAUGUUCUCUCUUUUUUAAAGGCAGCUUCAGGGAAGGAUGAGCUAGAGGUUUUUUUUUUUUUUUUCUUUUGAGUUUUUCUUCAUUUGUUUGCUCAUUGAUUUUUGGAUAUUUGAGUUUGGAGAAUCCUUACAUCUGUCUCGGGAGGGGCUCUUGUUGAUGCAUUUCAUGGUUUUACAGGAUAUGUCAACAUCCUGGGUUUGGGAAGAUACAGGUCCUGCUGGCCUUGUUUCCCUACGGCCAGAUGUCGUCACUGCUGCCAGACUCAGUGCUGAAUUUAGUGUGAGGGGCACCACAUGCUCCUUACCCUGUCCACCCCCAAAGCCCAUGUCCUGGGAGGAAUCAGAUCCCCAUGGGUGGAGAUGCAGGUGCUCCCAAAGGAAAACCUUUUGUUGAAAGACUUGAGCUCAGUCAUGCAUGGAUCUCAAGAAGGGAGGCAGUGGAUGGGCUUUUUCUGACUCCUUGUUAGCUGGUACUAAGAACAGAGUUGCUUAAGAACAGAAAAGAUGGUUGGUUCAGUGACUUCCUCUGGUGGGCCUCCCCUCCCCUCUCCCACUCUAGGCAAUCCAGUUGCCCUGGGCCAGUUCCCGUAUUUCAGGUGGUACUGUGUGAGACGUAGAUUGAGCUUUAGUGACAUUGUGAUCAUGAUUUUAGCAAACGGACCUACAAGAAGCAGCAGAAUGUAGGAGAGUCUCUGAGCAAGGUGAGGUCCAGGGAACCGACCAUGGAACCGCCCUUUUGCAGAGGCCUGCUGCCAUUGAGACUAUCAAUCUCCGGGAUAUGCGGGAACAGGAGGGAGAACACCGAGUGCUCUUAUUCCCCAUGAACUUCUCGUGAUGCUUCACCUUCAUUUUCUGCUAUUUUUGAGUAAUUGGCCAAGUUUUUCUUAGUGCCUCUUGCCCUAGGGUUGUCCCCCAGAGGGGGCUUCCCCUGAGUGGCUGUAUUUGCUCUGCCCACCAUCAAAUUGCUGCAUGUAGGACAGACUGACAAGGAAAUUUGUAAGGCCUUAGUGCCCUGCCUCCUUUUCACAAAAGGAAAGGUUGGAAGGAGGUCAUGGGUGGAGCCCCUGGGGGCCUGUCCUGUCCCUACCACAACAUGGAGUCUCUGUAGGCAGAUGCUCUGUGCCUCAGCUGGGGGCCAGCAGCCUGGGUGGGGCAGACGCUCAGCUUCGGAAUGCCACAGUGGCAUAGUGACUCUGCAGGCGCUCUCUUUCUCCCUGUCUUUGUGGCAUGGCACAAGUUGCCGGUCAGCCUGAGCUUUCCCUGAAUUGGCAUGCCUCUAAAAGCUUGACUUUGCCCUGGCUACAGCUCAGUGUCCCAUUCAAGCUGGCAUUUUCUGCUGCUUGGAAGGAAAGAAGAAAGUGAAAGCCAUGUGCCUUGCCUAGCCAGGCCAGAGACAGACACACCUGUCAGGGGAAGGGGAAAAUGAAAGGAAGGGGAGAUGCAGGGCUUCUGGGGUCCAGGUUGGCUCAGAGCCAUGUACAUGGAAGGAACAGAGACUGAGCCUAUUCCAGAGGCUCCACAGGGGUCAUGGCCUGUAUUUGAGGUAUUAGGGAGCAGCGUGCAUCUGAAUUGGUCUGUACCUCACUGUUACCUUGGGCCAAGCCUUGGGCCAGAACUGUGGUAGCCUGCCUUGGAGGGCGGUGCCUGUACCAGCAGGCCUGGGCUUUCCAAGUCCUCCCCAGGGCUUUCCUGUCAAUGCCAAGGAGGUUCCCCAACUGCCCUGGCCAAGUUUCCAUAUGCCAUUUGCCAGCGUGUGUGGGUGUUUAGUGUGUGUCCCAGAGAAUGUAGGAGUGGACAGUUUCUUUGAAAACAGCCCCGGGAAGGGAAAGGAAUGCUCCCUGAAGCCCCCACGUAGCCUUGGCCAAGGAUGUGGGCCAGUGAGAACAGUCUUUUCAGCUGCCCAACUUAUGGCAGCAGCUCAGAGUAGCAGAAAGAUGGUCAUGCCUGCUUGCAGUCUCAGUAUUUGAUUUUGUACACCAAAGAUGAUCUGGCCCAUCUUCUUCCUAGAGGCCCAGUGACAUACACCUCUGAGGAAGGCAUGGACUCUGUCUCCCCAAGACACUAUUUUCUCUCCUUGGACUUUUCAGCAUUUGCAGAAGCUGCUUGCAUGGUGGUUGGGAUAAGUGGGGUGGUCGGUGCACUUUACUGUCUAGUACCUCAAGUCUAGCCAUCAGAUCAUCCCUUUUGCUGCAGCCUCGGCCAGGGCUUUGCUAUUUGUGUUAGUUGAUAAUCCAGUGUUUUGGGGGAAUGCCCACAACUCCCCAUAGAAAACGAGUUGUCAGCAGGUCUCCAUGCACUGGUGUUGGGGCUGGGCAGCGCCCCAGGAGUGAGCCAGGUGGCAACGGGUGGUAGAAGGCCCUUCCUCCUGUUCCCUCGGCCAAAAUGACUGCCCUAGACCUGUAGAUGUUGGACCAGAGUCAUCUGUCCACUUUGGAAGAAUGAAGGGGAGGUGUGUGAGGAGACAAGAAGGGGUGACACCGCAGGAUAAGACACAGUUGUUGUGUUGGUUUUGGUCAGCCCGGAGCAGGCAUAAGGGAGGAGUUCCCGCAGGCCCUCAAGCACUCUUUGGCAAGGCUCCAGAUUGGGAAGGGGCCUCCCUGCUUCAUACCCGGCCCUGCCCUGCCCUCUGGGAGGUGGUAGAGUCCCUGACAAAGAGUGAGGAGUGAGCCUUCCUCUUUUGUAUAUAGACGGAGCCAAUCUGUGCUCAGGAAAAGUUAGUCGCUUGUUGCUCUUGUCUUUGACAAUUUUGUACAGUGGUUUGCUACUCGGUGGCAUAAAACAAAAGUCAUUUCAAGCAAAGUUGUUUUGGAAACUUG
This is a messenger RNA of Rhinolophus ferrumequinum (greater horseshoe bat), 5063 nucleotides long. It is a transcript of the gene TMEM164, whose product is annotated as transmembrane protein 164. The record is from RefSeq and is a predicted model, not a curated record. Bases 405 to 1298 code for a protein of 297 amino acids. NCBI's taxonomy places the organism in Eukaryota, Metazoa, Chordata, Mammalia, Chiroptera, Rhinolophidae. The transcript is spliced from 7 exons.